GUCCGCAACAAAACACCAUCCACAACGGUAAUCCGGAAUUGAGAAUUGACAGGCGCCAUGUCGCUCCUUGCUCGCGCCCGCGCGUUGGUCACGGAACCCGCGAAUGCGAGAUAUUUACUCCCUGUGUUGCUGCUGGUGGAUGCGGUGCUGUGCGCUGCGGUGGUGAGAUAUGUACCUUACACCGAAAUCGACUGGCGCGCCUACAUGCAGCAGAUCGCGCUCUACAACGCAGGCGAGCGCGACUACGCCAAGAUCCGCGGCGACACGGGACCCCUGGUGUAUCCCGGGGCGCAUGUGUGGAUCUACCGCAUGCUGUACUGGGCCACGGACGAGGGGCGCGAUGUUGGUAGGGCGCAAGGGGUGUUUGUGGGGGUGUAUUUGGGGUGUUUGGGGGUUGUGGGGUUGUGUUAUCGGAGGGCGAAGGUCCCGCCCUAUGUGUUCCCGCUCCUGGUGCUGAGCAAGCGCAUGCACAGCAUCUUCAUGCUGCGCUGCUUCAACGACUGCUUCGCGGUGCUGGGGCUGUGGGUCGCCAUCUACGCCUGGCAGCGCGGCUACUGGCACGCCGGCAGUCUGGCGUACACGGUCGGGCUGAACGUCAAGAUGAGCUUGCUGCUGCCGCUGCCGGCCAUGGGGCUCGUGUUUCUGCAGGCGCUGGGCAGCAGGGAGGCGAUCACGCAGGCGAUGAUUAUCUUCCAGGUCUCGGUCCUGUUCGGCUACCCGUUCCGCAAGCAGAGCUUCAGCUACUUCGGCCGCGCGUUCGAGUUCUCGCGCGCCUUCUUCUACAAGUGGACCGUCAACUGGCGCUUCGUGUCCGAAGAGACAUUCCUCUCCAAGCCGUUCGCGCUCGGCCUGCUCGCGGUCCACGCGGCCCUGCUCCUGUUCUUCGCGUACUCGCGCUGGAUCCGGCCGUCGAAGCGCUCCGCGCGCCAGUUCCUCGCGCUCGUGUUCCCCGCCCGCGAGCCGCGCGACCAGGACAUCAUGGCCCGCCGCGUCACGCCGGACUUCAUCAUGACGGUCGUCCUGACCGCCACGACCAUCGGCAUACUGUGCGCGCGCUCCCUGCACUACCAGUUCUACGCGUACAUUGCGUGGAGCACGCCGUUUCUGCUGUGGAAGGCCGGAUUCCACCCCGUCGUGCAGUAUGCGCUGUGGGCCGCGCAGGAGUGGGCGUGGAACGUGUACCCGAGCACGCCGGCCAGCUCGGCGGUGGUGGUGGGCUCGCUGGCGGUCGCCGUCGGCGGCGUGUGGUGGGGCACGCGGCACGAGUUCGUGGGCGCGACCAAGGGCAUCAUCGAGGAGCCGCACGAGCACGCCGAGUAGCUCACGCAUCCUCGUCGGAGUCGGUCGGCGGCAUCUUGCCCACGGUCGACGCCUCGUCGUCGCUGUCCUCGUACGCCGGCUUCUUGACGAACUCGCCGGGCCUGGCGCCCGUUAGCACCGCAUAUAUACCCCGCCUAGUAGACAGCACAUACCAAUACGGCGACUUGCGCCACGCCUUCUCGUCGC
Boeremia exigua is the source of this 1506-nucleotide messenger RNA. Its product is annotated as Lethal(2)neighbour of Tid protein. Gene Ontology annotation, molecular function: dol-P-Man:Man(5)GlcNAc(2)-PP-Dol alpha-1,3-mannosyltransferase activity. Gene Ontology annotation, cellular component: endoplasmic reticulum. The coding region runs from base 58 to 1320 and encodes 420 amino acids. The transcript has 4 exons. Lineage: Eukaryota; Fungi; Ascomycota; Dothideomycetes; Pleosporales; Didymellaceae. The record is from RefSeq and is a predicted model, not a curated record.